AGAUUUAGUAUUCCAUUUUUCUGCAAUGGUUAAUCCAUGCAGAAAACAAAUAUUUAAUAGUUACAUAGGCUUCUACUGCUUAGCAAUCAUCCUGCCCCCAAUAUGCAUUUGUUCUCUGUUCUCAGUGCCACCAAAUGAUCAGUCCAAUGAGCACCCUGGGGCUUUCCCAGUAGCCACCAAUGGGGACCCAUUUCCUUGGCAGGAGCUAAGGCUCCCCAGCACGGUCAUUCCCCUCCACUAUGACCUUUAUGUCCACCCAAAUCUCACCUCCCUGGGCUUUGUUGCAUCUGAAGAGAUUGAAGUCUUAGUCAGAGAUGCCACCCAAUUUAUCAUCUUGCACAGCAAAGAUCUUGAAAUCACAAAGGCCACCCUUCAUUCCGAGGAAGAUUUGAGAUACAGGAAACCAGGGAAAAUGCUGAAAGUUUUGAGUUAUCCUGCUCACCAACAAAUUGCACUGCUGGCUCCAGAGAAACUUAUGGCUGACCGGAGAUACUAUGUGGCUAUUGACUUCCAGGCCACGUUAGCUGAUGGCUUUGAAGGGUUUUAUAAAAGCACGUACAGAACUCUUGGUGGUGAAACAAGGUAAGACAUUGCUCCAGCUGUUUACAGUCUCUUGUGAUAUUUUCCUUAUGUNUUGCAACCAGUCUAUUUUGCUAAUUUCAGUGAAAUUCAGAGAGCUAACAUAAAAAUUUCCCUUUCAAAUAAAAUUAAGACAAUUGAACUUGAAGGAGGCCUCUUGGAAGAUCAUUUUGAAACUACUGUGAAAAUGAGUACAUACCUUGUAGCCUACAUAGUUUGUGAUUUCAAGUCUGUGAGUGGGACAACCUCAUCAGGGGUCAAGGUGUCCAUCUAUGCAUCCCCAGACAAAUGGAGUCAAACGCAUUAUGCUUUGGAAGCAUCGAUGAAGCUACUUACUUUUUAUGAAAAUUACUUUGAUAUCAAGUAUCCACUACCAAAAUUGGAUCUCGUUGCCAUUCCUGACUUUGGAUCUGGAGCCAUGGAAAACUGGGGCCUCAUCACAUAUCGAGAGACAUCACUGCUCUUUGAUCCCAGGACAUCUUCCGCUUCUGAUAAGUUGUGGGUCACCAGAGUUAUAGCCCAUGAACUAGCACACCAGUGGUUUGGGAACCUGGUUACAAUGGAAUGGUGGAAUGAUAUUUGGCUCAAUGAAGGUUUUGCAACAUACAUGGAAAUUAUCUCUGUUAGUGCUACAUAUCCAGAGCUACAAAUUGAUAACUAUUUUUUGGACGUGUGUUUUGAAGUAAUUAAAAGAGAUUCAUUAAAUUCAUCCCAUCCUAUCUCCAAUCAAGCAAAAACUGUUACUCAAAUACAUGAAAUGUUUGAUGCAGUUUCCUAUAACAAGGGAGCUUGUGUUUUGAAUAUGCUCAAGGAUUUCCUGAGUGAGGAGAAAUUUCAUAAAGGAAUUAUUCACUACUUAAAGAAGUUCAGCUUUAGGAAUGCUAAGAAUGACGAUUUAUGGAGCAGUCUGUCAAAUAAUUGUGUAGAAGGUGAUUUUACAUCUGGUGGAUUUUGUUAUUCCGAUUCCAAGAUGACAAGCAACACAGAUAUCCUAGUAUUGGCCUAUAAAAUGUAUAAGACCACGGAUAGUGUAAAGGAUGGGUACCUUUGGCACAUCCCACUGACCUACACCACAAGUUCCUCUAAUGUGAUUCACAGAUACAUUCUAAAAUCAAAAACAGAUACUCUGGAUUUACCUGAAAAUACGGGUUGGGUGAAAUUCAAUGUGGACUCAACUGGCUACUACAUCGUUCACUAUGAGGGGCGUGGAUGGGACCAACUAAUUACACAGUUGAAUCAGAACCACACACUUCUCAGACCUAAGGACAGAGUCGGUCUAAUUCAUGAUGCUUUUCAGCUAGUAAGUGCAGGAAGGCUGAAGCUAGACAAAGCCCUCGACCUGACUCACUAUCUCCAACAUGAAACAAGCGUCCUUGCUCUUCUCAAAGGUCUGGAAUACUUAGAAUUGUUUUAUCACAGGAUGGACAGAAGGAAUAUUUCAGAUGUCACUGAAAACCUCAAGCAAUACCUUCUCCGGUAUUUUAAGCCGGUGAUUGACGCGCAAAGCUGGAGUGAGGAGGGCUCCGUUUGGGACAGGAUGCUCCGUUCUACCCUCUUAAAGCUGGCCUGUCACCUGAACCAUGCUCCUUGCAUCCGGAAGGCAACUGAACUCUUCUCGCAGUGGAUGGAAUCCAAUGGAAAAUUAAAUAUCCCAACAGAUGUUUUAAAGAUUGUGUAUUCCGUGGGUGCUCAGACAACGGCAGGAUGGAAUUCCCUUUUAAAGCACUAUGAAUUGUCAGUGUCAGGUGCUGAAAAAAACAAAAUUCUCUAUGCAUUGUCAACCAACAAACAUCAGGAAAAGUUAAUGAAAUUAAUUGAACUAGGAAUGGAAGGAAAGGUUAUCAAGACACAAGAUUUGGCAUCUCUUCUUCGUGCGAUUGCCAGGAAUCCAACGGGGCAGCAAUUAGCCUGGAAUUUUGUAAGAGGAAAUUGGACCCACCUCCUAAAAAAAUUUGAUUUGAGCUCAUUUGACAUUAGACUCAUCAUCUCUGGAACAACAUCUCACUUUUCUUCCGAGGAUGAGUUGCAAGAGGUGCAACUGUUCUUUGAACCUCUUAAGGCCCAAGGAUCACAUCUGGAUGUUUUUCAAAUUGUUCUGGAAACCAUAUCCAAAAAUAUUAAGUGGCUGGAGAACAAUCUUCCUACUCUGAGGACUUGGCUACUGGUUAAGAUUUAAAUGGUCAAAAGAAAGAGUAUACCAGCUGCGGGUCACGUUUGCAUGAAAUUGGCAAAGCUUAAGCCAGAGUUACAGAUAUUUUGUCUAACCAGGAAGAAGCCUCAACGAGUCAUUCAGUGCAGUUUCCUACUGUAAGCUAUGGUCUCUAGCUGACUGAUGUAUGAUUCUGGGUGUAGGAAUAGGCCAAUUUGAUAGCCUAUUUAAAAGUAAACUUUCUGAAUAAUGGAGAUAUGUGGAGAUACAGAUAUAGACAUAUAGAUAUAGCUGUAAUAAUUUAGCCACAACACAGAUGAGCUACAUUGCCUCGCGUUUUUAUGCCACUCUUUUGCAACUUGGCUGCUUUUUAAUCUUGCUGAGCAUCCUGGCGCUUGCCUAGCCAGUUUUACUUCCAAGGAGACAUAAGCAAUCCAUUAAAAAAAAUCUUUCAUUUGCAUCCUGCCAUCUUCCUGCUCUCUCCCCUCCUUCAGCUCAGCCUGAAUAAGCUUGUUUAAUUCUUACCAUUCAUGGAAAAUCCGAAUCAAAUGUGAAGCAUAAGAAUCAGGACUACAGAGACUUGAUCACCAAACCUCAGAUUAUUAAGAACUGUGUGUCUGGGUUUACCGAAGGCCUCUUGGUUGGAUGCACACCUUCAUGAAGAACCUCAAGGAGAGCCUUUCUAAGUCAUCGCCAAAUGAAGAAAAGUCUGCAGUCGCAAAGGCACAGGAGAGAAAGCCGAUGACACAUCACUUAAAUCCAGACACUUGCACUUUUAGUAAAUCUUUUGUAAGUUGCAGAAUUAGAUUAUAUUGUGUAUAUUUUGGGCUAAGUCAUGGUUUAAUGUAAAUAGUUAAAUAUGUCAUCAUAGACUGUAAUCCAGUUUUAGCAUAUCUUCAUGUUUUAAGGGAACCUCUUGAUCUCUGAAAUGCUUUUUUAGAUGUUUCUCUUAAUUGUUUGAAUAAGGCACUUGGAAUAAAGAAAACAGCCCUCUAGAUACAGGUAGUAAAUUUAAUAAAUUCAUGUUCCUACAUAUGAAUCAGCAUGAAAGUAUAGAUCAGUUCUAGAAAGAUUUGAAUCAAUGCACAAAUGACUAAUGUAUCUGGGUUAUUAAGGGAAGCUGGGGAUGUUGGGGCAGGGUUGGCAUGGAAGUGUUAUACAAUUGCUUCUGGAGUGAUAGCAUAAAGGCCUACAGGCCUUUUUCAGUCAGAGACAGAAUACAGCUUGGAUGAACCAUGAGCAUGACCCAAAGCAUGUUUUGUUAAGUUUGUUUUCAAAUCAUUUCUUGGAAUCUUUGAAGCAUCUUUGACUCCAGAUUUGACCUGAUCAAAAUCCUGCCAAGGUCUAUAUAACACCUUAGUGAUAGCUCUCUAUAAUAAUUAUACAUACUUUAGCAAAAAGAAACUGAAAGAGUAAAGAAUACUGUUUUUUUCCACCAAAAUAAUAUGUAAAUUAAGCAGUAAAAUGUGUAUGAGCUUUGGUAGAACUAUGCCAUCCAUAUCUCCAUAAAUAAGCAAAGUUCUUUCUUUUGUUCAGUAACUUGCCUACCAUAAAUUUCCAAGUUUUUAAUGGUCUUCUCUUUAGCUCCUUACUUAAAUACAUUUAUAAUUUCUCAGAUUCUUAAAAAUAGAGUACAGAAAGGAGCAAAUUUAUUAUUUCAUGAGCAUGAACAUGAGAAUGAAUGUAUCAAUAAUGUUUUAACAAAGUAUUUUAAAAAGAAAUGUGGGCUGGCUGAGUGGCACGUUGAUUAGGGGUUGGCUUGGGAUGCCAGCUCU
Molecule: messenger RNA, 4503 nt
Organism: Hipposideros armiger (great roundleaf bat)
Lineage: Eukaryota; Metazoa; Chordata; Mammalia; Chiroptera; Hipposideridae
Gene: ERAP2
Product: endoplasmic reticulum aminopeptidase 2
Exons: 19
Biological process (GO): peptide catabolic process; proteolysis
Cellular component (GO): membrane; cytoplasm
Molecular function (GO): zinc ion binding; metalloaminopeptidase activity; peptide binding
Source: RefSeq, a predicted model, not a curated record